Syzygium oleosum is the source of this 874-nucleotide messenger RNA. RefSeq names its product glutathione S-transferase F13-like. Gene Ontology annotation, cellular component: cytoplasm. Gene Ontology annotation, molecular function: glutathione binding; glutathione transferase activity. The transcript is spliced from 4 exons. The record is from RefSeq and is a predicted model, not a curated record. Bases 43 to 705 code for a protein of 220 amino acids. Lineage: Eukaryota; Viridiplantae; Streptophyta; Magnoliopsida; Myrtales; Myrtaceae.
CAACUCUCUCUCUCUCUCUCGCCCUCUCUCGAAGUGUGAGAAAUGGGAGUGAAGCUGUAUGGACACCCGAUGUCGUCGUGCACGUUGAGGGUGAUGGCGUGCCUCUACGAGAAAGGGGUCGAUUUCGAGCUCGUCCCGGUCAACAUGUUCGCCGGCGAGCAGAAGAUGCCGGAUUUCCUCGCCAAGAAUCCUUUCGGGAAGGUUCCGGUCCUAGAAGAUGGCGAUCUUACCAUUUUCGAAUCAAGAGCAAUCACGGAGUACAUAUCCAAGAAGUACAAAUCCCCCGGCACCGAAGACCUCCUCCGCUCCGACAGCCCCGAAGAGUCCGUCACCGUCCGCGUCUGGGUCGAGGUGGAGUCCCACCACUUCCAGCCGGUGAUGUCGCCGAUCAUCUUCCAGCACUUCGUGGUCCCGCUCCAGGGCAAGGUGCCGGACCAGGCCCUCAUCGACGACCACCUCGCGAAGCUCGCCGGGGUCCUCGACGUGUACGAGGCGAGGCUGGCCAAGACCAAGUUCCUCGCCGGCGACUUCUUCUCCCUCGCCGACCUCCACCACUUCCCCUACAUGUACUACUUCAUGAAGACGCCGUGGGCUGCGGCGGUCACCGACCGCCCCCGCGUGAAGGCGUGGUGGGAGGAGAUGUCCGGGCGGGCGGCGUUCAAGAAGGUGGACGAGGGCAUGAAGUUUGGUGAGGAUAAGAAGUGAGUGAAGCGAAGCGGAAAAGACCAAAAGAAAAAUGAAUGUCGUGCGAAUGUUUUGCUUUUGAUUCAGUGUUAGUGUAGUGCGCGUUCUGCGUGAAUUGUGAUGGGGGUUCAUAGGCUAGUCAGAAGGUGUUUUGUCUGCUGAACUAUUGCGAAAUCCAUUUUCUAGCGAA